Daphnia pulicaria is the source of this 2830-nucleotide messenger RNA. RefSeq names its product CUB and sushi domain-containing protein 3-like. The coding region runs from base 90 to 2711 and encodes 873 amino acids. Gene Ontology annotation, biological process: negative regulation of inflammatory response. Gene Ontology annotation, molecular function: protein binding. The record is from RefSeq and is a predicted model, not a curated record. Lineage: Eukaryota; Metazoa; Arthropoda; Branchiopoda; Diplostraca; Daphniidae. The transcript is spliced from 13 exons.
CAUCAGCCUUCAAUCGAACAAGAACCGGAGCUGCUUGUAUCAUCAACGUUUUAAAAAAUUUACCGCAAAAUUGAAACACUGAAUUUGCUAUGGCGUUAUUUUGUUUCUUGCUCGUCCACUGUUUUAUAGUGUUCGUCAGAUCACAGUUACACUCUGAAACUCAUCAUGAAGGAUCAACAUCAACUGCAUCAGUUUUAUGCAGUGCAGAAUGCAACCAGCAAUUACAGAACCGAUUGGAGACGAUUGAAGCUGCGGUCCGGACAAUCGUCUCUGCCGUUUCGAGUCAAACGGACGAUCUGUUUGCUCCAAUCAAAGAAAUAUUUCGACAGGAUUCAUCAGUGAGAUCAAUCCUUUCUUUCAAUUCUACGUCGUCAACUAUUGCAAGUACUAAAAAUUCUACGUUCAAAAUCAACUCUGUUCCUCUUGCACAAGAGAAUUCGCAUGGAAAUCAACCAGCAGCAGAGACCGCAGUUGACAAUCUCAAAGGAGCUGUAAAAUGUUCGUUGGCUCAUUUGGUGGACAUAAAUACAACAGAUUAUAUCAACGCUAGUAACAGCUCUGCAGAUGCAGCAGUUGUAGCAUCUUUAUUCAAUGAGUCCCUUGAAAUUACAUGGCCUAUUUUAUCCGCGGAGUGUAUGAAAUUCAGUUCAGGUGUCUGGAUUCGGGUUUAUCAGCAAUCACCUGAAGUCGAUUACAAGUUGCAACCGGAAACUUCCUUGUACAUUCCUCAAAAAUGCCUCAAAAAGAACUUUGAAACUUCGUACUCUAUCGUUCUCUUGCCAUCUUCUUCGAACGAGAAGAAAAAUUCCUGUGCGUUUUCUUUGGCGAGAAAUCUUAUCCAGUGCCGCGCUUAUGACAUUGAAAUUAUUCCAAACUUCCAGUCGCUUCGAGGCAAAACUUUGCGCACGGAAAUUGUUGUUCCGCCUAAGAUAAAGAAAAAUGACGAGGCCGAUUUAAAAUCGCUAAUAAGUGUUGCAGCUCCAAACAAUUCCUUGAUGUUGAAUUGGGAAGACAAUUCUGGAUGCGCACCGCAAUUAACUUCUUUCACUUUAAAAAUCUUUCAAGACGGCAUUGUAGAUGAGGUUGAAAGACCGAACAUGACAGUGACGAUUCCUCGAAGCUGCCUAAAGCGAUCAACAAAUGAAGACAAUCUGUUCUCGUUGGUGUUGCCCGCUGAGCCCGCUAAUCAAUUAACGUGCCCAAUAGAGUGGAAACCCUUGGACAGGUGUCGCAAAUAUAAACUUGGCAUGAGCUCCCAAUACUCGGGUACAUGGAAUGGUCCAUCUUCUUCCUGGGAAAUAUUUACAGAACAAGGCUGGAGCAAUUACACAACAGAUUCAAGGAAUUUUAUGUGGAAAUGUCCAAGAAAACAUUUUAGUUGCACUGGUCACUACGGCGACCACGGUUGUUUGUCGUCGGAUCAUCAUUACGUAUGCAAUGGACAAAAUUAUGAGUGCAAUCACCGAAAGGACGAAGAGUAUUGUGAUCAAAGUGUAUGUAACAAAGAUGGAUUUCGAUGUGGACGACAAUGCGUACCGAAAGAAUUGGUUCGUGAUGGAAAAUAUGAUUGUUUAGACGGGUCGGAUGAAGAUGGUUACAUCACCAACGUCAAGUGUGAGCAACUCACAAACCCAUCGGGCCACUUUACUUCGGAGAUAUUCUCUAAACCUACAACCGAAAUCCAUCCAGAAAGAAUUUCCGAUGCAGUUCGGAAAACGAUCGUUUUAAUAUCAGUACAACCCAAUCAUCAAAUUUGGCUGUCAUUCGAUAAGUUUACCACUGUUAUCAACCGAGAUUUUCUCAAAGUUUACGACGGCCCGUAUUCGACCAGCCCCUUGCUGUUAUCCCACAGCGGACCUACAAAACCGUCGUCAGUGCGAUCAUCUUCAAACGAAUUGUUUGUAGAGUUUCCGUCCCACUACGACAUCAAUUAUAAUAAAGUUGAAGGUUCCUAUACAAGCGUCAACAGCACCGAUGAAUCUUUUAAACCAGGCUGUGGUGGUUAUUUGAACGGUGAAGGCACAAUCUCGACUCCAAACUAUUUAUCCGACAACGACAUCGCGGACUGCUAUUGGUUAAUCGGAACAAGACAAAGCGACGAUUUAAUACUCCUUCAAAUGGAUCAGUCUGAUAUUAGACACCCGACGGCUGCUUUUUUCUCUUCCCGAGCUUAUCCAGAAAUGAUUGCAAUGACAAAACAGGUAUAUGACGGAUGGGGUACAGACGGCCUUGUCCUUUACGACACGAAAUCCACUGAAACUCAACAGAAAAUGGUGGUUUACUCUAUCAACAAUAAAAUGAUGGUUCACUUUAAACCUCCGAAAAUCAAAGAAAAUCACAUGUCUUAUUGGGACGUCUUUAAAAUAUCUACACCAAAAUGCAAGAAUUACUUGGAAGGAACUAGCGGGACUAUAAAAAGCCCAAACUACCCGAUGCCUUACCCUCAUCUGACGGACUGUCGCUGGACCAUCAGCGUGAAACCGGGAUCAAAAGUCCGGUUGCUUUUUGCUUUCUUUGAAACACAACAGGGAGCAGAUUUUAUUUCCGUUUAUGACGGACCCACCGUUAACGAAAAGCUGCUGUUGACUGAAUCGGGAUCAGUGCCAACCCCUUUUGUUGUUAAUUCUUCAACCAAUCAAGUGCUAGUCAGGUUUACGUCAAACGGUGAUAUUUCCUUGUCUGGUUUUCUUGCCGUCUAUUUGUCUCUUUAGAUACCAUCUAGAAAUUUUAGUGUUGGAGCGACCACCAUUUAAAAUGAUAUAGGGUGUUAGCGUUGAAAAAAUGUUUCUGCGCAAAUAUAUGCACAAUAAACAGUAGCAUACAACAUAAA